GAAUAUGCGUAAAUCGGAGAAGGUAUUUGCAGAAGAAAAAAAACAAGAUAUAUAAAGUGCAGGAAAUAUAUAAGGUGCAGAAAAUCAAGUAGAUUAAAGUCAACUAAAAUAGAAUAUAGAAUCAGCAAGGAAAAGAUUAGAAUAACUCUCUCCAAUAGAAUUUGUAAAUUAUUUUAUAUAAGGUAGUUGAUAGAAAUAAUUAAAGGAGAAAAUUAAAAUGAUGUAUAAUGCAUAAUUGAAAAAUAUAUGGAACGAUAUUGGUAAGCCAAUCCUGAUAGUAGAAUUUUUAGCUUAGACUAAUUUUUAUGUUUACCUAAUUGGAAAUGUUUUAAGAAAAUUUUGAAUAUCAUUACUUCAUUUGAAGUAAAAGGGUUUAAGAAAUCUUUUUAAAUAAAAGAUGAUUUCUAAAUUUGUAGGUUUUAUGGUAGCGUUUAUUUCUAAAACAAUGAUAAUAAUUCUAUUCAAUAUGAAAUGAUAAACUUAAAGAUUUUGAAAAUAUUACCUGAUAUUUUAGAUAAUAAAGAAGUCUUUUUGUAAAUAUAAGUAAUAGCAUUUUCUAAAGAUAAUGAAUAUAACAAGUAGUAAAUAAUCAAAAAAAUUUUAAAGAUAGAAAACAUCGAAAAAAUUUUAAGAAAAUAUGAUCCAUAAAAGAAUAAUUUGGAAAAUAACUUUUUAAAUUGGUUAAUUUAUUUUAUUUAAUAUGUUGAUUUUGAAUCAUUAAAGAAUUUUGUGGAAAAGAAUAAAAAAUUAAUAGAAUAAAAUGACUAUAAUUAUGAUAUAUGGAGGGGUUAAAGUUGUGAGUAUGGGUUUUAAACAACACAGGAAGAACUUUAUAUAGGUUAAUUUUUUUUAAAUAAGUAUCAUGGUAAUGGAAGAUUGUGGUAAGAUUUCUCAUAAAAAAACAAAAAAAUAUCUGAGCAAUUUUUUGAUGGUAAGAAGAUAGAAGAAAAGUUUAAAUUUGCAAAACAAAAUGAGAAUAUAAUAGAUUUAGGGAUUAAUUAAAAUGUUUAAAUUAUUCCAAAAGAUGUAGAUAAUCAAUAAAAAGGAGAAUUUGUUAAAAGAGUUAAAGAUAAAUAUUAAUAUGCAGGACAAUUCCUAAAUAGUAAAUUUGAUGGUUGUGGUAUAAUGAAUUUUGAAAAUGGAAACUAAUACAAAGGAUAAUGGAAAGAUGGUUUAAUGGAUGGAAUGGGACAAUUUAUAUGGGUAAAUGGAGAAGAAUAUAUAGGACAAUAUGUAAAAGGUAAAAAACAUGGAUUUGGUAAAUAUCAAUAUUUAAACAAAAUAUAUCUUGGUUUUUUUAGAGAUGGAUUUUAAGAUGGUAUAGGACUAUUUAAAAAAGGAAAUGGUUAAUAUUUUGAAACUGAAUGGUAUAAUGGGAAAUUAGAUAUUUGAAUCUAAAAUUCUAUAUAAUAUUUAGUAGUUCAAAAAUAGAUUUUCUUUUUUAUUUAACAAUCAAAAUUUUAUUGAAAUAUUAUUUGUUCCUCUGGCUUAUCUUAUAUUAAUUGUGCAUUUUAAAAUGAAAAAGAAAAAAUUUCUUUGCCCUUUUCUUGAGCUAAUUAAAAAAAAAAUUUUAAUAAAUUAAAAUUAUCUUUUAACUUGAUCAUCCAUUCAAAUUUUUUUAAACUAUAUUUAUUUUU
Messenger RNA from Paramecium sonneborni, 1637 nucleotides. The record is from the annotation of a GenBank genome assembly. Lineage: Eukaryota; Ciliophora; Oligohymenophorea; Peniculida; Parameciidae.